Messenger RNA from Colletotrichum orchidophilum, 726 nucleotides. RefSeq lists its product as uncharacterized. Bases 1 to 726 code for a protein of 241 amino acids. The transcript is spliced from 2 exons. The record is from RefSeq and is a predicted model, not a curated record. Lineage: Eukaryota; Fungi; Ascomycota; Sordariomycetes; Glomerellales; Glomerellaceae.
AUGUACACCAAGGUCUUUACCGCGGCUGUUGCCGUCCUCUCUUUUGCCUCAGUCGAAGCCGCAAUCCUCCCUCGCGCUACCAUCACACCCGGAACCGUCGUCCUUCCUGAAGUUGUCUUCAACCCGAGUGAGCUGACGGACCCUUUUUACACUGCGCUGAAAAUCUUCUCCAAUGACCUGACCAAGACGACCACCCUCGUCGGCGACCUCACAAGAUCCGUCGGAACGACGGUGAAGGAUAGAACCGACCAAGUCAACGCAGUCAUCCGACAAGUGACAAGCAACACCAACAGCAUCCGCACCAGAGUCGGUACAGUCGUUGGCAACCUCCUGGGCGUCGCUCCCUCAGGCCUACCGGCACCGUCCGCGACCUCCGCCGCGCCACCGUCCAUCCCGACCGCUGAGGUGGUCCAGAUCGCCCAGGAUGUCGUCCGCCAGGCCCAGCUGCUGGCCAGGGCGGCCACCCUCCAGCUCCAGAACCUCCAGGCCCAGGCCAACGCCGUCGCCGACCCAGUCUCCAAGGCGGCGUACACCCUCGCCUUCACCCAGGCCAACCUCGCCCUCCAAAUCGCCCUCACCACCGUCGCCGCCACGGCCUCGACGGCUCUCAACGCCGUGGCGAACGCCAUCGGCAACGCCAACGGUAUUGCCGAUCGUAUCCGCAACAUCCAGGCGAAGCUGAACCCUGUCCUCGUCAUCGGUGUGACUCCUGAUGUUAGCUUUUAA